This is a messenger RNA of Nomascus leucogenys (northern white-cheeked gibbon), 3136 nucleotides long. It is a transcript of the gene BAG5, whose product is annotated as BAG cochaperone 5. Gene Ontology annotation, biological process: regulation of inclusion body assembly; protein stabilization; negative regulation of protein ubiquitination. Gene Ontology annotation, cellular component: nucleus; cytoplasm; membrane. The record is from RefSeq and is a predicted model, not a curated record. Lineage: Eukaryota; Metazoa; Chordata; Mammalia; Primates; Hylobatidae. Gene Ontology annotation, molecular function: protein-folding chaperone binding; adenyl-nucleotide exchange factor activity.
AAGCGCGGCUUGUAGCCUUUUCCCUCCGUCGGGGGGGACAAGUGGGGCUGCACCUGCGCGCGGGGCUCCCCGCUUGGCCACCCCUUCGCCAGCGCCCACCCCCGCGCGGCCUGUCGGAUCAGGCAGGGUAGAGCCGGUCUCGUCGCCGUCCCCGCCCCUGGGUCGGACGCUGGCCGGGGCUGGCCGGGCCUGGUCUCUGGUGUCUCCGGCCGGGCCUCGGUUCCCCUCCUCCCCCGGUUCCCCCGGCCGGGUCGAGCGCCCCUCGCGCGCCCAUUGUGAGGUCAGGUCCUGCGGGCGCGCCCUGGCACCCGGGCCGAGACGCCUGGAGCGGCUGCUGCAGCCAGUAGCGGCCCCUUCACCGCCGGCCCCUUCACCGGCUGCCCCUCUCAGACCUAGUCGGGAGGGGUGCGAGGGAUGCAGCUGGGGGCCCAGCUCCGGGGCCGCACCCCGUAAAGGGCUGAUCUUCCAUCGCGCCACCUCAGCCACGGGACGCCAAGACCGCAGCCAGUUCAGACCUCUUCUGGUGCUUGUGAAACUGAACACAACAAAAGUAUGGAUAUGGGAAACCAACAUCCUUCUAUUAGUAGGCUUCAGGAAAUCCAGAAGGAAGUAAAAAGUGUAGAACAGCAAGUCGUCGGCUUCAGUGGUCUGUCAGAUGACAAGAAUUACAAGAAACUGGAGAGGAUUCUAACAAAACAACUUUUUGAAAUAGACUCUGUAGAUACUGAAGGAAAAGGAGAUAUUCAGCAAGCUAGGAAGAGGGCAGCACAGGAGACAGAACGUCUUCUCAAAGAGUUGGAACAGAAUGCAAACCACCCACACCGGAUUGAAAUACAGAACAUUUUUGAGGAAGCCCAGUCCCUCGUGAGAGAGAAAAUUGUGCCAUUUUAUAAUGGAGGCAACUGCGUAACUGAUGAGUUUGAAGAAGGUAUCCAAGAUAUCAUUCUGAGGCUGACACAUGUUAAAACUGGAGGAAAAAUCUCCUUGCGGAAAGCAAGGUAUCACACUUUAACCAAAAUCUGUGCGGUGCAAGAGAUAAUCGAAGACUGCAUGAAAAAGCAGCCUUCCCUGCCGCUUUCCGAGGAUGCACAUCCUUCCGUUGCCAAAAUCAACUUUGUGAUGUGUGAGGUGAACAAGGCCCGAGGGGUCCUGAUUGCACUUCUGAUGGGCGUGAACAACAGUGAGACCUGCAGGCACUUAUCCUGUGUGCUUUCGGGGCUGAUCGCUGACCUGGAUGCUCUAGAUGUGUGCGGCCGGACAGAAAUCAGAAAUUAUCGGAGGGAGGUAGUAGAAGAUAUCAACAAAUUAUUGAAAUAUCUGGAUUUGGAAGAGGAAGCAGACACGACUAAAGCAUUUGACCUGAGACAGAAUCAUUCCAUCUUAAAAAUAGAAAAGGUCCUCAAGAGAAUGAGAGAAAUAAAAAACGAACUUCUCCAAGCACAAAACCCUCCUGAAUUGUACCUGAGCUCCAAAACAGAAUUGCAGGGUUUAAUUGGACAGUUGGAUGAGGUAAGUCUUGAAAAAAACCCCUGCAUCCGGGAAGCCAGGAGAAGAGCAGUGAUCGAGGUGCAAACUCUGAUCACAUAUAUUGACUUGAAGGAGGCCCUUGAGAAAAGAAAGCUGUUUGCUUGUGAGGAGCACCCAUCCCAUAAAGCCAUCUGGAACGUCCUUGGAAAUUUGUCUGAGAUCCAGGGAGAAGUUCUUUCAUUUGAUGGAAAUCGAACCGAUAAGAACUACAUCCGGCUGGAAGAGCUGCUCACCAAGCAGCUGCUAGCGCUGGAUGCUGUUGAUCCGCAGGGAGAAGAGAAGUGUAAGGCUGCCAGGAAACAGGCUGUGAAGCUUGCCCAGAAUAUUCUCAGCUAUCUCGACCUGAAAUCCGAUGAAUGGGAGUACUGAAAUACCAGAGAUCACACUUUUGAUACUGUUUUGCACUUCAUAUGUGCUUCUGUGUAUAGAGAGCUUUCAGUUCAUUGAUUUAUACGUGCAUAUUUCAGUCUCAGUAUUUAUGAUUGAAGCAAAUUCUAUUCAGUAUCUGCUGCUUUUGAUGUAAGACAAAUAUCAUUACAGCACAUUAACUUUUCCAUUCGGAUCAUUAUCUGUAUGAUGUGGUGUGGUUUGUUUGGUUUGUCCUUUUUUUCUUUGCGUUUUUAAUCAGAAAACGAAAUAGAAGCAGCUUUUGUAAACUUUAAAUGGGUUGUGCAAGCAUUAAAAUGCAGGUCUUUCAGAAUCUAGCACUAGGUAUAACCUUACGUAAUACUAGGAAAAUUAUGAGAAAGGGGAAAUUUUGGGUUACAUAAGAGUAAGGUUCAAACACAAGCAGUACAUGUUCUGUUUCAUUAUGCUCAAUAGAAGGCUUUUUUUUUUCACUUAUAAGGCCUGAUUGGUCCUACCCAGCUUAAUGAGGUGGGGUUUUUUUGUUUGUUCAGACAGUCUGUUCUUUUGUAAACAUUUUUAGUUGGAAAAACAGCAUCUGCAUUUUCCCCAUCCUCUACAUUUUAGAGAGAGGAAUCUUGUUUUCGUGUGCAACAUAAGAAAAUUAUGAAAACUAAUAGCCAAAAAACCUUUGAGAUUGCAUUAAAGAGAAGGGAUAAAGGACCAGCAAUAAUACCUUGUAAGUUGCUUUUGUUUGUAAAAUCUGAACUUAGUUUUCCUUAGUGAGUAAUUCAUGAGGAUGGGAACAUUUAAAUGAAGUUAAUGGGCCUUUAAAAAAAAAAAAAAAGGAAACACCCAUCCCUGUAGUUGGAGGAUGAAGACCAGAGAUGGGUGACCAAUGUCAGGUUAUACUAAAACUAAGUCAAAAAGUCUGAAUGUAGCAUGUAAUGGUUCUCUUCUGUUGUCCAAGGCUGUAAAAUGGAUAGCCUUGUCACACCUCCCCGGUGCUGUUUUACAACGUGAGGGUAGAUGCUGUCAGUAACCCAGAGGGACCAGGCCUUCCUAGGUUUUCCUAGGCAGUCAGCUGUUAACCACUCACAUAGUAAGUAUUAUAACUACACCUGCUCCAGGACUAAUUAGUGAAACCUGCUUGGAAUUAAAGGCUUCCUCUGGGUGCCUGCUGAUCAACUGAGCUCAUGUUACGGGCAUGUGGUGGUUUCUCUGUUGCCAGAAAGAGCCAUUAAAGUCAGUCGUGCAUGAAGCA